AUGGCAAGAGAGAAAGUGAAAUUGCCGAAAUUGGAAGGUUUGAAAUGGCCGACGAAGGAGUCUGUCUGGACCGGGCUGACGGCGAAUCACUUCAAAUGGAUCUACGAGCCCGUUUCGAUCUUGCUCAUUGCACUCUCUUACUAUUCCCAUAAGUACUUUUACGACAACAGGCAAGCGUUCGGAAUUUCAGAAAAAUGGGCAUUUUCGAUCGCCUGUUGGGUGCCGGGGCUAGUAGGCUUUUGGUUCUUCGGAUUCGCCUUUUUAGCUCUCGACUACUUCACUAAAGAAGAAGGAAAACUGUACAAGCAACGGACAACUGUACCUGUCAGAAAAAUGCUUCCCAUCCUCCUUCGGAAUCAUUUUCUACACCUCGCCAUCUGUCCUUUUCUAACUGUAAAGCUCUUCGACUGGGCACAAAUCGAACCACGGGCUCCAGGAGAAGAAACUUUCAUUAACAUCUUCAUUUCUUGCGUGUUGUGUGGCCUUGCUUUCGAAGUGACUUUCUUCUUCUGUCACUACUUAGAACACAUGUUUCCUUCUGUGUACAGAAAUUGCCAUCUGCUUCACCACACGACGAAGGCAGAUAUCGCUCUCAGCGGCUAUUACAUGACGGUUAUUGACUACUUUGGAGAAGGACCGAUCCCGAUGAUGAUGCAGUUGCUCCCGACCAUCUUCUUUAGGAGCUCUUCUACCGCAGUUAUUCACGGAAUCUAUUUGAACAUCUUGUACGCGACUACAGUCCAUUCGGGCUGGCGAGUGCCCGGAGUAAGCCAUCCCGGAAUGCACUGGCUGCAUCACAACCACAUCACCAAAGUAGGCGAGGCGAUCAACUACGCUACUCACUUCGAUUUGAUGGAUUUGCUCUGGAACACCAAGAGCUACAAAUACCUCGAGGUGGAAAAACAGCUCAACGAAGAACGAGCAGCUCAGAAGCAAAAAUAA
Oikopleura dioica is the source of this 942-nucleotide messenger RNA. The record is from the annotation of a GenBank genome assembly. NCBI's taxonomy places the organism in Eukaryota, Metazoa, Chordata, Appendicularia, Copelata, Oikopleuridae.